AUGCGCGUGCGGCGACGAGCAAACGUAGAGGAGACAGCAGCGUCCCCAGACUCUACUGGGCCUCAACUGAAGGCGGUGGGAGCGGUAUCACCACUGACAGCGGCUAGCGCGCCCGUGCGCGGUGCUCCUGCGCAGAGCACGCACGCACUCAAACCGAAACACGAACACGUCCACCGGCCAGUGGACAACCAGCCACCAGUACAGAAUGGAGUGCGUGAGUGCAACAGCAGUUCUGACGAGAACAGGUCCUCAGGCCAUGCAUCUAUGUCGGACAGCGGCGGCGGGGGAGACACGGCACGAGAAGAGCCGCGUCGAACCCGGCAACCACCCCAUAGCAGAACCAAACAUCGGCCACACAACAAAUGUCGCGAAGACGAUCCAAUUCAACCAUCCACGGACAGUCAUCAAACUGUUUGUAUACAGUUACAGUCACCGUGGCCGGGGGGCGGCGGAUUGGAGGACAUCAGGUCCGCGAUCAAGCAGCUGACGCUGCGGUCCCGCGACAGCAGCAGCACCGCCACUAGCGGCGCGUCCAGCGGAGGCGGCGGCAGUAACAACGGAGCCACGGAGACUGGCAGCGCGGCAGAAGCACGCCGCCGACGCGCGCCUCUAGUGAGACAGCCUUCUCUCGACACCGUAUGCACCAACGUCACCAGUGCUGACGAGUUCGUCUGGGUCGACUCACAUAACAGGUUGGUUGAACUCCGCCUUGUUCCUUGGACAGCUAGUGAAGUGAGCCGCGCCUUGCAAGUGGGCCGGUGUAAAGAAAUAGCCCACAAGAUGGCCCCUGAUGCUCCACCAAGACUAGCAUAUUUAUUGCAGAGGGCGUUAGUGAGGAUAUCCAGGGAAGCGCAACGUCUCGCCCAGAACUUCGGCUUCUGUUCGAAACACGAGGUGGCGGGAGCCUUCAGGAUUGUACUCAGCACGCCAUUAGCUGAUACUUGUAUUAAGGGUUGCCAGCGUGCCGCCACGAUGUACGCAACGUCCGGUAGCGCAGCACGGCGUCUAGGUUCAGCUGCACGCGCGCGCACAUCCCUUGCGCCCGGACGUUUCCAACGCUGGAUGCUCGACGUGCGCGUCGCUUCCUUUGUGCACGAGUAUGCAGCGAUCUACUUGUGUGCUGGUAUGGAGACACUAUUAGAAGAGAUAGCUCUAAUUGCGGGUAGUAGUGCUGGAAACGGACCUAUUACUCCUGCGGCAGUAGACCACGCCGUCGCAAAUUGUGCGGAUCUGUGGGGUCUGCUACAGCCCUACAGUCAUUUGAACGCUGGCAGGGUUGCUUCUGGUGCAUUAUCACUGUCGCGUUGGGAGUCCAUGAGCUCACUGGGCUCUGGUUCUUCAUCAGGGGUGUCUCGACCGGAGAAUAGACAACUCGGACUCAGCCACGACUCCGGCAUCACAACCAAUGGGUCCGGCGGGUCGGGCGGAUCAGGCACUUCUGGUGCAUCAGGUAGUAGUGGAUGUGCUUCAGUGUUGCUGACGACUUGCGCGGGAUCGGCGGCUGAGUUGCGCACGGUACUGCGUCGCGUUCCCCCACGCUCGCCCCCCCUCUCACCAGCUGCUGAACGGGCACUAUACUACUUUAUGCGUUGUUCACAGUUGGAGCACAACAGCAGCGCCUCAGGUGGCAGCUGUGGGGCAGCGGGGCUGUGGGGGGAGCGGGGGGCGGGGGCGCUGCCACCACUAGGAGAGUGGGUGCGAGCGGUACGUGCCCACGCGUCGUUACGACCUCCACCCGCCGUACCCGAUGCGGACGAUGUACUUCAAGCCGCCAGGUUGUUGCUGCCGCACGCUGACUGCCCACCAAGACCGAUCACUAUUGAGGAAACGAUAGAGCCGGUUUGGUCACGCUGCGCCCGUUCAUCAGACGAGCUGAGUAAAGUAGCGCUAGGGUUGGCACAACGCGCGCUACUAAGCGGCAGGCCAGAGCUGGUUGGAAGCGUGAGGUCCCUUCUGCCAUCGGCAGGGCUCGAUGCUGCCGAUCCAGCAGGACUCACCGCCUUAAUGAAAGCGGCAUUGGCUGGAGAUGACCAGAUUGUAGCUAUGUUGCUAGAGGCUGGUGCGGAUCCGAACGUUGAAUGUGGAGGUACGUGUGGCGCACACUGCACAUUACCACUUUCGCCGCGCACUCCGCCCGCUCACACACAACCUGUCUACACACCGCCCACUGCUGGCUGGACGGCAUUAGUGUUCGCGUGCGCGGGUUCAGGUGCGGGUGGGGCGGGGGGAGGGGCACUAGAAUGCGCGCGACGACUCCUGGCUGCCGGCGCACGAGUCGACGGCGCACCUGCCAGGGGAGAUGACGUCUGCACUCUCACCCCGCUACAGGUUGCAUGUGGUGUCGGCAAUCUGGAACUGGUACAACUGCUGUUGUCUCACGGAGCCGAUCCGUUCCUUUCUACACAACUCAACGAUGCAUUAUGUUAUUCGGCAGCCGCACAAUACGGAUGUUAUAGCGCGGUGGCGGUAUGCUGUACGCAUGGUAGACGGGCGUGCCUCCGUGCGGCGGUGCGGGGCGGCGCGAGGGGCGCGGGCGCGGUGCUGUCACUAGAGGAGGUGCUUGCAGAGGGCGCCCUCCCCGCCCCUCGCCCCGCCCCCUUCACUAAGCAGCAGCAGCGCGCGCUACACGACGCCAUGUAUUGCAGCGCUGAAACUGACCAUCUAGAUAUAACUUUAGAAUUACGCGCGCUUGGUGUACCGUGGUCUCUGCAUGCUUGGACACUAUCGCUGGCGGCGGCAGCUGACGCUGCUCUAGAUCACGUCAUUGAUCAGUUGUUACAAGAUUUUUUGCAGGUCUGUCCAUCCGACGACAGUCAUUACAGCAAGCAGUUUAUUUAUGAGUGCCUCCCCCUGCUGUUUAACAUACUGAGAUACAGCAAGAAGGAAGGCACGGUGCUAUUGCUAGCGGACAUCCUAUGUGCGUGCUAUGGCUGGGAGCCAGUGCCGACUGUGGUGGAGCCGCCACCCGCCGCUGCGCCACCCGCUGCACGAGUCGACCCAACCUACGUCAACAAUCCCUCACUUGCUGACGUCACCUUCAGAGUGGAGGGUCGUUUAUUCUACGGACACAAGAUCGUAUUAGUAUCUGAGUCACCGCGACUACGCGCUAUGUUGGCACCUCCACGACAGUCCAACGAAGGUCUUCCGUCCAACAAUACUGCACCACCCCUUGUACAAAUCAACGAUAUUAGAUACCAUAUAUUUGAGCAAGUGAUGAAAUACCUGUACUCUGGUGGAUGCUCCGGGCUGGAGAUCCCGGAGUCAGACGUGCUCGAAGUGCUGGCAGCGGCGUCUUUCUUCCAGCUGCUACCACUGCAGAGAUACUGCGAAGCACGCGCUGCGAGCACCGUGGACCUGCAUAACCUCGUCUCCGUAUAUAUUCAUGCAAAGGUUUAUGGUGCGACUCAGCUGCUCGAAUACUGUCAAGGAUUCUUGCUACAGAAUAUGGUGGCGCUUUUGACGUAUGAUGACUCAGUGAAACGCUUACUAUUUGGAAAACGCCUACCAGGUCACAAUGUGCUAGGUGCCUUACUCACUACGUUGCAGAAACGAAUCGAAAGCAGGAAAAGUCAAGCUAAAUCUAGCAACAGAAAGCAAUUUGGAGUGUUAGAAGAAAAAACAUCGGCUACUACUGGUAGCCCUAAUUGUCGAUUUCACUACGAGGGUCAAACUGAAAGUUCUUAG
Messenger RNA from Diatraea saccharalis (sugarcane borer), 3684 nucleotides. NCBI's taxonomy places the organism in Eukaryota, Metazoa, Arthropoda, Insecta, Lepidoptera, Crambidae. The record is from the annotation of a GenBank genome assembly.